AUGGGAGUAGGCACUUGCUGUGGAAAACACAACAGAGACUUAAAACGACCUUCUAGAAGAGAAUCGACAGACACCAUGCAUCUGGCUGAAAAGCUAAAUAAUCGCGACUCAAAAAUUCACAUAAAAAGCGACAGUAUUGGUUAAAUAGACAUCCAAAAAUAUUAUGACGUUGAAUGGGAAAUCGGAAGUGGGCAUUUUGGGAAAGUCAAAAGAGCUUUUAGCAAAGACGUAAAAAUCUCUCAAGACUUCGCUAUAAAAAGCAUCCCGAAGUCAAAAAUCAAAGGCAGAGUGGAGCUUUUGCAAAGGGAACUAGGGUCUCUUAUGGUAGUAGAUCACCCAAAUAUAAUCAGACUUUAUGAGGUAUAUGAAGAUAAGCAUUAUAUACAUUUAGUGAUGGAAUUAUGCACAGGAGGAGAUUUGUUUACACAAUUAUUAGAAAAAGGUAGGUACAAUGAAGGAGAGGCUGCAAGAAUUAUUUAUUCAAUCCUCCAUGCAUUAAGCUAACGAUGACCCCCCUCAAUCUUCAUGUCUAUUGCAACAAAAAAUUUUCGAAAAAAUCUUCAUGCCUACUGCAACACAGCAUUUUUAUAAAAAAAAUUAAUGCAUUUUUCUCUAGGUGAGUUUCUCAAAAACCCCAUAAAACAGCGCUGCUGUAGGCGUGUCAAUGACCUUCUCUUCGAGAUUUGGACGGCUAUUGUCAUUGCUCGCCAGUUUAUUAAACUUAUCUAGCUAAAAAGUACGGAAAAAUUUAAAAUGCGUAUCGAAAAUUUGUUGCAAGAGACAUGAAAAUUAUUAUUUUUUUUAAUAUAAAUUUUUAUAUUAAAAAAUUGCAUUUUUGUUGAAAUAGGCAUGAAGAUUGAGGGGGGGGUCAUCGUUACUUGCACAGCUUGCAUAUCGUGCAUAGAGACUUAAAGCCUGAAAAUAUUAUGUUUGCCACUCAUGAUGCAAAUGCUGAAGUCAAACUGAUUGAUUUUGGCCUUGCAAAAAAAUUUAUUACAGAGGACUGUUUAUUGCAUACUCCUGUUGGCACUUCUUAUUAUGUGGCACCUGAGGUGCUUCAAAAUAACUACGGACCCUCAUGUGAUAUAUGAAGCUUAGGUGUUAUUUUAUAUAUGCUUUUAACUGGAAAGCCACCUUUUAAUGGUAGAUCAGAUUUAACAAUUUUCAAAAAUAUAGGUGUUUUCCCUAUAUGGCCCGAUACUAGGCCAUGGGCUCUCCGUAGAAUCCCUCUGCUGGAGAAUCCACGGCCCUUAUCGGGCCAUAUAGGGAAAACACCUAUAUUUAUCUUGCUCAUAUCCAAAAGAAGGAAGUUCUGAGUGAGAAUCUUUAUCUGAAGACGCGCAUGAUUUAUUGACAAAAAUGCUUAAUUCAGCACCUCAGCAUAGAAUUACCGCGAGUGAUGCCCUAAACCAUCGGUGGUUUGAAAAGAGAAACCAUAAAGACUCGAGAGUUAUAGAUAAAAUUAUCUUCAGCAGGCUAAAAAAGCAAGUCUACACAAAUCAAUUAGUAAAAGAGAGCAUGAAGCUUAUGAUAAAAUAUACAAAAGAAGAGGAUAUCAGUCAAUUAAAUGACAUUUUUAGAGAACUUGAUCAAGAGCACACAGGACUUUUAACUCCUUCGGAGCUAAAAGAAGGGCUGAUUAAAGCAGGAAUUUCUUUGGACAUGGAAACAAUAGAAAAUAUUAUUAGAAAUGCAGCAUAUGAUGAAGGAGAUAAACUUGAUUAUACAGCUUUUAUAGCGGCCACGUUGGAUAGGAAGUUAUUACACAAUAAAGACACUCUUUGACUUGCUUUUAAGCAAUUUGAUAUAGAUAACACAGGAACAAUUUCUAUAGAAAACUUAAAAGAAGUGUUUAAUAGAGGAGGCAAAAAAAUAAGGAAAAAAGAAUUACGGAAAAUUCUUGAGAUUUAUGGAAUUGAUGAAAAUAAAGGAAUUAAAUUUGAAAAUUUUUGCAAUAUUUUUCAAAGUAAUGUUAAUUUAGAAAAUGAUGAAGAUAUUUCUAGUUUGGAAAGUGUCUAUUCGAGAAGAGGGCCAGAAAAAAGUGUCAUGGAUAGCAAUAGAGUAUAG
Molecule: messenger RNA, 2067 nt
Organism: Blepharisma stoltei
Lineage: Eukaryota; Ciliophora; Heterotrichea; Heterotrichida; Blepharismidae
Source: the annotation of a GenBank genome assembly